This is a messenger RNA of Lodderomyces oxycetoniae, 7980 nucleotides long. RefSeq names its product Fmp27p (gene FMP27). NCBI's taxonomy places the organism in Eukaryota, Fungi, Ascomycota, Pichiomycetes, Serinales, Debaryomycetaceae. The record is from RefSeq and is a predicted model, not a curated record. Bases 1 to 7980 code for a protein of 2659 amino acids. The transcript has a single exon.
AUGCUAUUUGAUAGAGAUAUAACCACCAAUGGGUUGCUAUACUAUCUAGCCUUGGGGAUUCUUAUCUGGCUAUUAACUUGGUACAUUGUCUAUCUAAUUUCCGGGUUCCACUUGAAAACAAUCACCAUAAACAAUGGCAUAUCUUUCAAUGGAGUAUCGUUUCAAACCAAAAGAUUCAAUGUCAAGAUACGAUCUCUAAGAUUCAGAUUAUGGGGGAACACCAAGAUGACCAUUGUUGAUGACCUCACUAUUAAACUAUACACUAAAUCUAAGGAAUCCACCACACCACCACCAUCACCAUCAUCGUCACAACCAAAACAACAAUCAGAAACACCGGAUUUCGACACCUCCCAUAUCUGUGUGUAUUCCAGAAACAAACUUGUCAGAAUAACCACCAGCUUCCUUAUAAAGCACUUUCCAACACUAGACUUGGAACUAAGAAACACAUCUAUUACAUCUGCAUUUGGCUACGAGACAAAGAUACACUAUAUCAAAACUAAUAUUACAUCUAGAAACAGUAAAAGGCAUCUCAACAAGGUAAAGUUUAAAACAGGGUUAUUCGUCAAUGAAGUAACUCAUCAAAUACAAGCAAAACAAGUUUUGCUUACCCCGUUUCAACUCCGUGCAUUUAGAGUCGAUAUCGGGUUUUCCAUCAACACCAUAACAGGUUUUUUGGACUCGUUGAUUGGGAAAGUAAACAUAUCAGAUAGCAAUGUACUGGUAUUCAGCGGUAUAAAGUAUUAUGUCUUGUACGACGAGUUGAAACACGAGCAUAAUACCAAUCGAAACACAAACUGGCAUGAGUCAGGGUCAGAUUCAGACUCAGACUCGGAGUCAAAGUCAGAGUCGGUGCCGGAAACCGAAAACAAUGAGCGUAAAGCUAAAGAACGUAACAAGAAAAGAAAACUACAUACACUAGAUAGGACCUUGAAGAUAUUAUAUCACCUUAUUACCGAUAUCACAAUUCACAUUGAAGGUUCCAAGAUUUCUGAAAUACCUUUUGUUUUGAUAGAUGAUAACUUGAGUAUUUCCGAUUAUUACAAUGAACCACGGCCAAGAACGUCAUUGGAACUUUGUACUAAAGCAAUUACAUUCAAUAUCGCACGCAUUGAUGAAGACGCAGCUGGCUUCGAGGUCUUGUUUGACCCAACAACUGAUUCUCCCUUCCACUGGACAAGUUCAAUUCAAUUGAUAAAAUUAUUCUUUGUUCGAAGAGUAGAAUUGUCUACGGGGCAUUUCGGUCACGAAUCUGAUGAAGUGUUGAAUGUACCCAACUUUUCGUUUACGCAUAAAACAAACUUGCUAGGGCAAUUGGUCAAGGCAAAAGGUUUCAAAAAUUGCGUUAUGGAAGUUUACUUUUCAGCAAGCACCCCGAUUUUUGACAUUGAUGCUAAACAAUUGAGUGCUAUUCUCUAUAAUAUCGUGCUACUCAAAAAAUGGAUGAAACUAAGAAAAUUGAGAAGAGCUUUGAAUAAUCAACAGCAAGGUGAUGUGGUUGAGAGUAGCGAUACAACAAAGAUAGAUUCUGGCGAGGACGACGAGGACGACGACGAGGACGACGUUGUUGAUGAUGAUGAUAAUGAUUACGAAGGAGAAGAUGCUAGAAAUAGAAAAGGCGACACGGAAGUUGAACCAUUGAAAGCAAAAAUGUGGAGGUAUUUAAACGAAUACUAUCCAAGAUUGGACGUAAAGUUGGUUAUUGAGCAACCUCGAAUUGUUCUAAGACACUACGAACCAGGUAAGCACACUCAAUUAUUGAGCUUUUCUUACUCAUUGUUGAAUUUCAAUUUGUCUACAACGGACUCUAGAGACUAUUCUUCUACACUUGAGGUUCUUCACCCAAGUAUCCUUUAUCAAGAAAAGUCAUCACUAGAUGCAAAAGAAUUUAACAAUGAAAUAAUCAAGAAACGUAUUGCUCACUUAUCAUAUCUCAAUAUCAAAUUGGACAUCUUCAAGAAUUUGACAAUUAAGGCGGCAGUUGAAUUGCAUAAAAUUUCCGUGAAUUUGACAAGUUUAGAUAUAUUCAGAGGUAUUCAUUGGUUGUUGCUGGACAUUACCAAGUUAACCGAGACCGAUCUUCAAAUUGGAGUGAUAAAUAGGGCUUUUAACAAAGAAAUAAACCUUAUUAGAAUAAACCUGAGGUAUUCAGAAUUGAGGAAGCAACAUUUGUCCAAUGUCGAACAAACUACAUUGGAGGAUAAAUUAUUCUGCUAUUUGCCCUCUUGGUUAGCUCAAUUAGAUAUCGCAAUGGACUCUGUUGACAUAUUGAUUGGAGCAAGAUCAGUAUUAAUCCCAACAGAUCAAUUAUUCCACUCCGACUCGCCAGCAUUAGAAUAUGAUACCGAUGUUAAUAAAGACUUGCGGAAGUUAAACUUGAAACUUGGCUUUUUAUCCACCCGCAUUCUUAAUCACCAAUUACUCAGUACCCCCACUAAGCAACUGUUUUAUAGAACCAACUCACCGACUUCGCUGGAAACCUUGACUUCGGUACAAGAUACGUCUUUCUGGUCAGUAACAACCAAAGUCGACAUGUUGCAAGUACUUAUGCCAGACGACAACAGUACAAAACACUCCAGCACCGAUCCUUUUAUUACGUUUCCUCAAAUUGAGAUGAGCAUUGAGUCAAUAAGGAAGUUCAGAGAGAUUAAUCAACUUUUGGUAAAUACAAAAGUUGAUAAAGUGCAGCUCAACUUUAAUUUGUUUAAGCUAUUCACAAUAAUUGGAUCAAUAUACUUGAUAAGGGAAUUUAUAAUCUCGCCAAUAAAGCUUAUCAAAACAAAGGUUAGAAAGGACCUUCAUCAGUUUCAAGACUCUGUUUCUUCAAUACAACUGCUGCAGUUUCGUUCUCGUUCUUCUCCUCCAAAAUCAACUAUAGAUUUCUUAACCUGCAAGUUUAAACUUGAUACUGUGGACUUUGUUUUCAAAUUACAGGAUGAGUUUAAACUUAAAUUGCAAGUCUCUGAUAUACAAAUGGAGUUGCAAAAUAGAACUGCAAAACUUUCGUUGUUUUUCAUCCGGUUGCUUGCAAACUCGCCUACAGUGGAAAACAAAUGGUGCAGACUUUUAUGUUUGGAUUCGUUGGAGUUGGGAUCUCAAAUACCCAACUCAAUUAGUGAUUUGAAAAUCGAUAUUCAUACCGAUGCGAUUCGAUUAAUCCAACCUCACAAGUUUGUGGUGUACAAACUAUUUGACAACAUCUCGCUCACUAUUAAACUGGCCAAACAUUUGAUAAGACUCCUUAAAGCAGGCAACGACAAAGAAGGUGCUAGCGUUGUCCACCCCCAUGAACAAAAACCUAUCCUGUUACCAAAAUUGAACAUACAUUCAAGGCAUUUGAAGUUUGCGAUGGAGGAUGAUCCGUUUGAAACUGAAUUGAAUAUGAUUUACCAGUUGGGUAAAGUGGAACAAAGGAAAAGGCUUGAACUUUAUGACUUAUUUGACGCAAAGGAAAAGCUGCUUCGUGAUGAUAAGCAUUAUUUUAGCAAAUUGAAUAGAUUACACGAGACCAUGGCAAAUUCGUGGAUUCGAAAAGUUCGUGUAUACAAAUUACAACUUCGACGAGAGGUUGUCGCUCAUAAGAUAUAUUUGUUUGGUAAUGAGACAAGGUUCGACUCAGACUAUAACAGCGAUGUGGUUGCAUACCCAUUCCACGCUCCAUUGUUGACUAUUGGAAUGGAAGAUUUCAAUUUGAAACUUAGAAGGCCAAAAUUUGAGUUGGAGAAAGUAUCCAGUUUUAUCCAUAACGUGGGGCAAGGUGUGCCUAAGGACACUCCUUACUCUUUACUAAUUCCCACUUAUUUAAAAUUGAGGGUUGCGGAAAUGAGAAUGCAACUUCGAGAUUACCCACUUCCCAUUUUGCAUUCUCCUAGGAAUAAGAAUCCAAAUAACGCAAGUUUGAUGAUGUCUGGCCAUUUGAUUAUAACCGAAGUAUUGGUUACUGCACAGGAAAAUAUCAGACAAUUAUAUGUACCAUUGGUUCCGCCAAAAAAUGGUGAAUUGAACAAAUUUGAUGCUUUGACAAUUGAAAAGACAUUGUCAAGUGUGAAGAUGUAUACUAGUAUGAAAUGUGAUUUCAACUCGGAUUACCCAACUAGAAUAGUUUGGGGAACCUCGUAUGAAUUUGGUAUACAGCAAUUUAUGUUGAAUUUUGAUCAAUUUUCAAAGCCACCUGUUGAUCCUUCAAUGAAAUUGGGAUUUUGGGAUAAACUCAAGUAUAUUCUUCAUGGAUCGUGCACUAUCAAAACCAGAACUAGUCUUGAAGUUGGAUUCAAAGGAUCUAGAGAUCCGUAUGAGUUGUUAGGUUCAGCAACAGGGUUUGUGCUUAGUUUCAAAAACAAUGUGGUGUGGAAAAUCAAUAAGGAUGAUAAUUCCAAAAACUUUUUUGACAUUACUGCGGAGAAAGCAUCAUGGUACAUUCCAAAUUAUUUGGGUGCACCGCUAUUAGCUUGGACAAGAAACAGCGUUGACUCAAUUUACUUGUCUGAUUCAGAUAAGUUUAUAAGCUCUUGUUUUGCAUACUAUCUUGAUGAGUCACUAUCAUCAUCAUCGCCAUCGUCGUCCACGACAAAACCAGAUUUGGACCGUCUAAAUAACGUUUUCGCAAAGAAUACGAUUGGAUUGAAUGGAGGCAUCAAGUUUAGGGUUGGUUUUUUACUUCAGCGUAAAGUAGAUGGUAAAAGAGUCGAUGAUUUCAAGCCUCAUUACAACGUUCAGCUCAUGAAUCCGAAAUUUUGCGAGGAGGGACAUGAUUCUUAUGCGGGUUUUCGAAGUGAAUAUAUUCAUAUGGCUAUUUCAUUAACGGCAGACCGUGAGAACGCUUACAAUGCCAUACAUUUGAGUCCUGGUGCAUUCACUCAGUUUUUUGCAUGGUGGAAAUUGUUUGCAAGUAACAUGAUGUUACCUAUUCGAAAGGGGCCGCUAUUUGGAGAGAGCAAGAAAAAGGUUAAAUUCUCACAGCACUUGUUUACAAACAAGUUUUCAUUCUUUUUGAAGUCAUUGUUUAUUUCUCAUAUAUACAGAGACGAAAUUGUGGAUGUGGAAGAGGAUAGAAUUGAAUGUGUUGGUUUAAGAGCCAAAAUGGAUGAAUUUUCCGUGGAUUUGCACCAACGAAAGGAACCUGUAACAUUGUAUCACGAGGAACUCUCAAAAGAAACAAAGGUUAUGAAGAUGGUGUUUAACGUUGGAGAGGUUGUAUUAUCAAAAAUCGAUAUGCGUGUUGUCCGUGCGUCUUUUACUCAAAACUUUUAUUCCCAAAACACAAAGAAUGUGGAUAAGAAUGAUAAGGAGAAGAAGUCUAAAUAUAACAUUUUUGGAAAUGACCGUCAAUGGUUUGAUAUCCAAGAUUAUGAAGAGCCAUUUUUGCCUUCGGUGAAAAAUUGUGGCCGUGUUAUUGAUAUAUAUCCCUUGAUGUUCUCGCAUUGGUUUUCUUAUGAAAGAGAUACAGAAAAGGAUGCUAGUAAAAACCAAGAUGAUGAUGAAUAUGGAAAUGAAGAUAUUCACGAUUGUAGGUUAAAGAGUAAGGAUCCAACGGAUGUGCAAGUAGAGGAUUUAUCAAAGAGACUAAAAAAUUUGGAAGAGCAAAUUGCAAAAGUACGCAAAACAGGCAAGUCCACUUUUGACUUGGAAGAACGCAUUAAGUUUAUCAAAAAGGAAAUUGGUAAAGUGUCAAACGGAGACCGAGUCAGUUAUCAGCGUGCUUCAACGGCGAGCUCUUUAUUAGAAAAAAAUGAGCAUUUUCAUAAUAAAUUUACUUGGUUAAGCAUGCUUCUCAAGUGGAACGUCACUUGUCGGAAUCUUGUCAUGAAAUACAUUCACUUUGUUCAAUUGAGGGCUUCCUUACGCAAGUACUUAUCCCACGAGUCCAUCGCUAUGUUGGAUAAAAUUAUAGAUCAUACAAAUGAGGCUUUGGAGAGUGAUGAUUUGUCGUCAUGUGCCAAAACUUUAAAGCGUGUUAUUGAUGAAGGAAAUGAUGAUGAUACUUCCCUUGAAACUGAUUCCAGAGCAAAACAAAUGUCAUCCAAGGAAAAGUUGGUUUCUUUUGAUAAGAUUUUGAAAAAGGUAAACAAGGGAGAAACUUUAUCUGAAGACUAUCUUAUUUCAGUGAUUGCGCCUCAGAUACAAUUGCAAAGCAACGAGUCGCCCGACUCAGUGGUACUAAUUUCUGCUCCCGCAAUCAAUAGUAAAAUUGUGUCAGUGUUGGAUUUGAAAGAUGCAGCAAGGGCUGAGACUCUUGAGACAAGGUACGGAAGUAUUCUUAAAAACGCUAAUGUUUUCAUUUUAGAUAAGCAAGACGUGCUUGAAUCGAGCAGGUAUAUCACAGUUCGACACCCAUAUGGUGCCGAUUCUUCUAACUGGCCACCAUGGUUGGGUACAGAGGUUACCCAAAGGGGCGAAUGGGCUGGUGAAAGUCAUUUGCUUAUUAAGAAUAUGUCCGUUGGUGUACUAUUCUACAAUACCGAAGUUUUGGGAGGCAAUAUAUCCAGAAUGAGUGGUGAUACCUGUUCUGAAGCUAGGAGUGCCAAAAGUGAAAUUGAAUCAGCACAAGUGCAGGCACAAGCGGAUAGAAUGACACCAAAAAGAUUGAUAAUUGAUAUGCCGUCUAUUGUUUUGACUUCGACAUCGUCCCAGUAUUUCACACUAUACGUGAUUGUGAUUGACUUGCUAUUUUACAGUGAACCCAUGACCAAGUACAUUGAGGAUAAGAUUGAAAAGAUGAAACUCUCUAUAGACUUUGAAAGUUUAGGUGCAGUAGCGGAGAAAGUUAAACAAAUGCAGGCAUAUUUCCACAUGUUGAGAUGGUUGACAUCGAAUUAUAGUUUUCGAAAUGGGCACCUAAGCAAUGAAAAGUUGAAUGAAUACUUGCAAAUUAAUCUUACCAGUGGUGAUGUUGCUAGUGACGUAUAUUUGUUGCUAAAAACAUUAUUUACUGGAGACUUCUUUGAUGAUGUGUCAAAAAAUCCCCAAAUAGCGUGGUUGAUUAGAGCUGAUGAGUUUAUUUUACACAUUUUAGAGGAUGAUAGAACACCAAUUUUAGACUUGGCUUUAGCAAAUGGUGAGUAUGAAAGAAAAGAACUUGAAGGUGGAUCGAACAUAAACAAACUAAAAAUUGGAAUGAUGCAAGGAUUCAAUUUGAUCAAAAGUGCCAAAUUCCCUGACUUUAUAAGUCCGUUUAAUAUGCAAAAGGACAAAGAUUUGGUUGAUUUGGACUGGACUAUGAAUCGAUCAGUUGGAGGGAUAAGAAUCUUGGAAAAUAUAAAGGUUAAUUCAUUACCGUUGAGUAUCAAGAUUGAUGAGAUUACAGGUGAGAAGCUUUUAAGGUUUAUUUUCCAAACUGACUCUAUCGAUAUAAAGAAUAGCAAAGUGAUGAAGGUGGCCAAUAGUUUAGAAUCAAAAAAGAAGAAAAUGGAAGAAAACUUGUCGGAUGAUGGGGAUGAGUUUGGAUUAAUCGAUCAAACCGAAGGUAUCAAUAAAAGUGUUGAUUUUGACAAGCUUGCAAGACAGGAGCAAAGUACUAAUAGCUCGAAAAGUAAUAACAAAAAGAAGAGUUUGACCAAUGUUGGAACCCCGGACCGUUUAGGUCUCGAUGACGAACAGAGUGAUGAACAGGUGGAGCAAAUGGUCAAAAGAUCUAAAACUUAUUUUUCUAUUAUUUCCUUACUAGUAAAACCAAUCACUUUGCAAAUUACGGUGAGGUUGAACAAAGGCUUGAAGAGAAUCUUGAAUGUUAGUGAUUUUACAUUGGAUUUACCAGAACUUGUCAUUCAAAACAGAAUAAUGUCGUUUAAUGAUUUAGUCAAUUUGAUGAAGAAAGUGAUAUACAAGACACUAAUGGGUCAUCUUGGAAGCCUACUUGCCAAUAAAUUAAAACCUCACACUGUUGGUUCAGGAGAAUCUGAAUUGGGGCCAUUAAAGCAAGUCAAACAUUACGGAAAGUUCAUUCCUGUAAGGGAAUUGGAAGCAACCAAUUCAGCAUCUACCUAG